Molecule: messenger RNA, 2692 nt
Organism: Entelurus aequoreus (snake pipefish)
Lineage: Eukaryota; Metazoa; Chordata; Actinopteri; Syngnathiformes; Syngnathidae
Gene: vtna
Product: vitronectin a
Exons: 8
Coding region: 36-1700 (554 amino acids)
Biological process (GO): immune response; cell adhesion mediated by integrin; cell-matrix adhesion
Molecular function (GO): polysaccharide binding; scavenger receptor activity; extracellular matrix binding
Source: RefSeq, a predicted model, not a curated record
CACGUGAUUCCAAUGAUAGCCGACAUGUGUUUCCAAUGAUGAGCAGCAUUCCGUGUGCACUCACAGGAGACGUCGUGAAGAUGAAGCUGUGGGCCGCGUCGCUCUUUGCUGUCGUCGCUCUCACCUCAGCGGCAGACGAGUCGUGCAUGGGUCGCUGUGAGAAUGGCUUCGACUCGGAGAAGAGAUGUCAGUGUGACAACAUGUGCAAGUACUACCACAGCUGCUGCACCGACUACCAGGACAUUUGUGGCACGAUGAACCGAGGAGACACGUUCAAAUCAGCGGAAGACGACGACAAUGAUCUUGAGAGCACCACGCUGCCCUCGAGGCGUCCGGUACAUGAGCAGGAAACCCCGGGGGGCGGCUCAGAUUUUGUCCGCAGACCGCAGCAAGGUCCAGACGCCGUGUUAGAAAUGGACAAAGCUCCACUCAGACCUCUCAGAGCGACCGUUGCUCCAACAUUGAAGCCUCCGAGCAGCACCAAAGCUGAGACCACCACACCUCCAACAAGACCUGCCACCACUGUGGCCCCGGACCCUGAUGCUGAGGCGUGCAGCGGCCGACCCUUUGACUCAUUUGUGCAGUCAAAGAACGGCUCCAUGUACGCCUUCAGAGGCCAGUUCUUCUUUGAGCUGGACCAGAGGACCGUCCUACCGGGCUAUCCCAAGCUCAUCAAGGACGUGUGGGGCAUCAGCGGGCCCAUUGACGCCGCCUUCACGCGGGUCAACUGCCAGGGCAAGACGUAUGUCUUCAAGGGUGACAAGUACUGGAGGUUCAACAACGGCAUGUUGGAUGGCGACUACCCUCGGGAUAUCAGCGUGGGCUUUGAGAAGAUUCCGGAUAAUGUGGACGCGGCGUUCGCCCUCCCCGCUCACAGCCACAAUGGCAGAGAGAAGGUGUACUUCUUCAAAGGGGAUCGAUAUUACGUCUACGAGUUUUUGCACCAGCCGUCCCACAGGGAGUGUGUCUCCAUGUCCGAGACGUCUCCCUCCGCACUCUUCCGGCGCUACAACCACGUGUACUCCAGCAACGACCACAGCUACUUCCGCAGUCUCUUCCCUGACCAGCCGCAGCAUCACACCGAUUACCACUUCAUCGACAGAGACUGGGUCGGGCUCAGGUCGCCGGUGGACGCCGCCAUGGCUGGACGGAUGUAUGUCCCUCCACGACGCAUCCGGCCGGACCAACAGUGGGGUCAACAGUACGGACAACCGUAUGGACAACAGUACGGACAACAAUACGGACAACAGUACGGACAACAGUACGGACAACAGUGGGGGCGAAGGAGGCAGAACCGUUCGCCCGUCUGGGAAUCCAUGGCCGAGGGCGGCAUGAACAUGGGCCGGCAGUUUGCAGAAAGGGGGAUGGAGAUGGGUCUGAGACUGGCCGAGAGGAGGAUGGAGAUGGAGGAGAGGCUCGGAAGAGACUGGAGCCGACAAUGGGAUCAGGACUGGGACCAGGACAGGCGGAGAGACAACAACCGAGGCAACUACGACUCCAGAUACAGAAACGACAGGUCCUACUGGGACUUGUUGCCAAGGAGUCUACCUGUCCAGAGUGUCUACUUCUUUAGAGGAGAUAAAUACUACAGAGUGGAUCUGAGCACCAAGAGAGUGGACCCGGCCGUGCCUCCCUAUCCUAGAUCCAUCGCCAAGCACUGGCUGGGCUGCUCAGACCCAGCUGGAGCAGAGAAGAAGUAGAAGGUAUUUAGGGGUACAUCAGCAGUAAAUCAUGGUGUUGUACUCAGUGUGACACACAAAUGGCUGCUUGAGCAAACAUUGACGAUCAUCAGAGGUGCAAAGUCCAGCUGAGCGUCUUCAUUUAUUCAUCACAGUCGUGUUAUAAGAUGUUUCUGUGGCGUAGGCAAUAGUCAUAGACAUUCAUCAUUUACAUACUUAUGCUCAUUUAUACUCAUGCUUAUAUUUAAUUGCAAUUAUUCAGUUAUAUUUGUAUUAAUCAUUCAUUUGUUACCAUCAUAAGAUAUAAUCAUGACCUGGAUAACAUUGUAUCUUUAUAUAUAUAUAAAUAUAUAUAUAUAUAUAUAUACACAAAUAUAUAUAUACACAUAUAUAUACCGUAAUUUCCGGACUAUAAGCCGCACCUGACUAUAAGCCGCACCAGCUAAAUUUAGGGGAAAAUACAGAUUGCUCCAUAUGUAAGCCGCACCCGACUAUAAGCCGCAGGGUUUUGAUGUGUAAUUAGCGUAGUAUAUAGGGGUUCCUGCUACCACGGAGGGGAUUGUCGGGACAGAGAUGACUGUUUGGGAACGCAAAGCGUCCCAUUUAUUAACAAUAAAUCUUUCAAUCAAACUUUCACAUCUUUGACAUGGCGAACAGCAUUUGUGCAGAGUACAAAUAAUACAACGGUGCAAAGUAAUACAAAGUGCUCGCCUGUACGUUAUCAAAAUAACCAGCCUACCGGUAUAUGAAAAGUCAGUCUUUAAUCAUUGUGUCAUCGUCUUCCUCCUGCGUACUAAAACCACCAAAAUCCUCUUCGUCGGUGUCGGAGAAGAACAGGCCGUAAAUAAGCCGCACCCUUGUAUAAGCCGCAGGGACCAGAACGAGGGGAAAAAGUAGCGGCUUAUAGUCCGGAAAUUACGGUAUAUGCUGUAUAUAUAUACACAAAUAUAUAUAUAUAUAUAUAUAUAUACACAUAUAUAUAUAUUUAUAUACACAUACUUAUAUACAUAUAC